UUACGAACGCAAUUUUUUACAUAAACACCGGGACGAGUUAGAUAACAACAGUCGUUCUAACAGACAGUCAACAACAAUCAGUCAGCUAGAAUCAACAACAACACCUACACUAGCAAUUACCUAGGAAAAUUAUAGCACAAAACAAGAGGAAAGAUCAGCUAUGAAGGCUCUACGCUGCCCAUUUCUUACGCGUGUAUCUGUGAAUCAGAUUACCCAGAAUGCUCGUAGUCUGCUCACGAACCAUGUUGGAAGUUGUCCUAUUAUGACAAGAAUGAUGAGUUCUGUACAGCUAGAAAAUGUCACCCAGUCUCAAGAGAAUAAGCCUGAGAAAAGCAAGUGUCCAUAUCUGGCAAAUGAGUUAAAGACAGUUGCCCCAGUGAGUCAAGAGGUUCAAGAUGAUGUUAUACAUGUCCAAGUAGGUAAGACCAGAAGACCUGAGAGUGACAUUGAUGAUAAUACAGUAGACGGUAACCAGAUUUCUCUGAAGACAAAGGAGAAAUUGACAGAGUUCAUAAAGGUCUCUCCAGUGCUAGAAAACUUGGCUAAUGUUGAAGUUGAGAUGACAGGCUUGACUCCAGAGAGAGAAGAAAUCCCACUGAAGAAGAAGAGUCCCUCAGACAGAGGUGGAGGUCCUACUUCUCCAAAUACAAACCUGUUUAACUACGAGAAGUUUUUUGAUGGCCAGAUAGAGAAGAAGAAGCGUGAUCAUUCAUAUCGUGUAUUUAAGAAAGUGUUACGUAAAGGUCCAAUGUUCCCACUAGCUGAGGAACACACCAACACAAAGAAGAAGAUCAGUGUCUGGUGUAGUAAUGAUUAUCUCGGAAUGAGCUGGCAUCCUAAAGUAACAGAUGCUGUCAAGAAUGCAUUACUAGAGCAUGGUGCAGGAGCUGGAGGGACACGGAAUAUAUCCGGGAAUUCUCCACUUCAUGAGGAUCUAGAGAAAGAAUUAGCCUCCCUACAUCAGAAAGAUUCUGCUCUCAUCUUUACUUCAUGUUUUGUGGCGAAUGAUUCAACAUUGUAUACACUUGGAAAAGCUUUACCUGGUGUGCACAUAUUCUCUGAUGCUGGGAACCAUGCCUCUAUGAUACACGGUAUACGCACCAGUGGGGCACCAAAACAUAUAUUUCAACACAAUGAUCCAGAUCACCUUGAACAUCUGUUGAAACAGGUUGACCCGGCUAUACCCAAAAUUGUUGCAUUUGAAACUGUGCAUUCCAUGGAUGGUGCUGUGUGUCCACUGAAGGAGCUAUGUGAAGUGUCACACAAAUACGGUGCUCUUACAUUUGUUGAUGAGGUGCAUGCUGUAGGUUUAUAUGGUAGGAAUGGUGCUGGGGUUGGAGAACGUGACGGUUGUAUGGACCAGAUUGAUAUCAUCACAGGAACUCUAGGGAAGGCAUUUGGUAAUAUAGGUGGUUACAUAGCUGGAUCAGCCAGCACUGUAGACAUGAUCAGAAGCUAUGCUGCUGGAUUUAUAUUUACAACAUCUUUACCACCUACAACUUUAGCUGGUUCCCUGGCUUCUAUUAAGGUGUUAAGAAGUGAUGAAGGGAGACAACUGCGGUUCCGUCAUCAAGAAUCUGUGAGAUAUUUGAGAGAUAGGUUGGUACAGGAGGGGAUACCAGCGUUACACUGCCCCAGUCAUAUCAUUCCUAUUCAUGUUGGAGAUGCUGCCUUGGCGACUAAAUUGAGUAAUGAUUUAAUACAGGAGCACAGUAUCUAUAUACAAGCUAUAAACUACCCUACUGUAGCACUGGGUGAGGAACGCCUCCGUAUAGCACCAACACCACAUCAUACCAUUGAAAUGAUGGACGACCUUGUAGAGAAACUUGUCCACGUCUGGAAGAAAAAUAAUCUGGAGCUUCACAAGAAUGUAUGCCCCAAGUCGUGUGAGUUCUGCCACAAGCCACUGGAGUUUGAGCGUUUCUUCAGCCGUGAACCGAUCUGUGGUCGGUCAAACUGCACUUACUCCUCGCUACAGUCGACACUCGUUGCUGCUUGAAAACAUCUUAGACAUGUAACAAAAACUGGCACAAUGUCAUGACAUGAUACAAUAAAUAUGACAAAAUGAUAUAUUUUUAAUAGCAAUUUAUACAUAUAUUUAAGUAUUGAUAUAGCUUUGCUUAAUUUCCAUUAUUAUACAUAUUUUAUAUAAAUUGAGGAAGUUGAUAGGUUGCACAAAAAUAUUCAUUAAAUAUAGGCUGUAUUUAAACGGAAAGCUAUUUUUCUUUUUCUCUUUUGAUCUUUUAACACAAGAUAAUAUGAUGCAUUAUUUUAUAUAUUUGAAAGAAACUUCAAGUUAUGAAAUUAUUGUUUCUAAGUAUAAUGCAAUGUUUUUAUUAAGGCAUGGUUUGACAAUAGAUGACUAUUUUUUAAAUAUCGAUAAUGUGACAUUUUUCAUACUUACCAUCUUCACUUAAAUUAUUGUGUUGACAUUUUAUAGGUUAUUUUAAAAUGUUAUUAUGAACAAAAUACACAUUUAUUAUUUAAAAGCAAAACAUCCUAUAUAAGAAUAUAUUAGAGAAUGAACAUAAAGAUGUUACAAUAUUCAUGUAUGUUUGUCUUUUUAUUCAACACUAAAAAAUUCAGGAUAACUCUGAUAAAUGUUGAAAUUAGGUUUAAAUUAUUUCACUGCCUUUGCUUUCAUUUAUACAGGUGUUGGAAAUCUUUUAUUUUUUAUUUAUUUUUUUAUAUAUAUCACAUUUAUUGAUUAAUUUUUAUCCAAUUAAUUAUUAUUACAGCAGCGCUGUAAUAAAAAAUGCACAUGGUAGGAAACCAUCCAUUGUGAUCAGGAGACAGACAUUUUAUUGGCUCUUUAAAUCAUUUACAGUACAUUUAUUUCAGUAAUAGAAAUCAACUUAAAUUGGAAAUAAAAUGUAAUAUAUCAGCUAUCAACAUUUAAUGUAAGCUUGCACAGUCUCUAUUUCAUUGUGCACAUCCCCGUUGCAGACUAGGUCAAAUUUUAAAUGCAGAUGAUUUUAUUUGCAAAUGCAAUCAAGUAAUGAUUUGAGUGUUAAUUUUCAUUAUUUUUCUCUGGGUUUUUAUUUUGACUGCAAGGAAGAUUUAGCAUUUAUAUUUCCCACUUUGAGAAUAAACGUAAUUUUGAAGUGAUAUUUCUUAAUUAAAUUCCUUAAGAAUUGGAUUUGUGGGUUGAUUUUAAAUGGUUUUAAUUUUAACAAUAGAAAUUGCCCUAUAUGUGCCUUUCAAAUGAGCACUUCUGUUUGUUAUAAUGUGUUACUUGUUAAAUAGAAAUAUUAAGUUUAUUUGUUGAUUAUUUUUAAGAAUAUUUUAUAAUUAUUGGGUAGAAAUCUUCUUUUAUUAAAUAUAGAAUUGUAUGAGACAGUAUGAAAGGGUAUGUUGCAUACAUCUUUGAUUGUAAGUGUAUUUGUGAAAACUAUUUAUUUUUUUCACUUUAAAAAAUUCCUUUUGUACAAGUGAAGAGGUCAGUAAUGGAUAGCAUCUGUUUUAGAAUGAAACUAUUUUGGACAAUUGUUUCUAGUUGAAUUCAUCUUAAUUAUGUGAUAAUGUGAAUGAAAGAUGUUGCACUUUUCAUUGUCUCUUUAAACAAAAAAUAAAACUAAGACUGUGACUAACAACAAUUUUUAUUUGUAUUUUUUACUUUUGAGUGGUCUCCCUUUUCAAGAUUUUUCUCCUUCAAAGAGAUUGAAUAUUAAGUGCAUAAGAAAUAUAUUUUUUACUAAUGUCAUAAUUGCUUAAAAAACAACAAUAAAAGCAUCUUUAACAAUGUAAAAAGUAUAUUUGACAAGUUAUUUCAAAUUACAUUGCAUUAUAUGUUUCCAAGAAUUUCUCUCAGUUUUGUUCACCUUUUGUCAAAAUAUCCUGAUAGUAGUUAUGACUGUAAAAAUUGAAUUUUGUUCCUGCAAUUGAAAGGAGUGGAUGUGAGACAGGAAGUUUGUAUGUGAUAUAUUUAAAAGUAUAUUGUUUUACGGUGGUUUGCAAUAUGGGUUGAAAAGGCAAUCUUUAGAAAUAAGAAGUUAUGUAUGAAGCUAUAUAGUGAGUGGUGUAUAUAAGUUGAUAUGUCAGAAUGAAAGUUUGAAUUAUGUUGGCAAUAAAACUGUUGAUAAGAUCAGAUAUGUUGACCAUUUAAAUAAAGUAUACAUGAAAAUAGAAAAUAUGAGUAUAAGUUAAUGUGAGUUGAUUUUCGUAAUUGAUAUGUUUUUACAGGGUGUGUUUCAUGUGUAUCAUUAUUAUUUAAGCAUUUUAAGCUUUUAUUAUAUUGAAGUUAGUUGUUCUUAUACUUCUGUACCAGAUAUUUUUUAAUAUUUUUUUAUAGACUCUUUUGAGUUAGGAGGUUCAUACAAGUACAAGGUCAUGGAAAAUUAUUGACUCACUUUAGCAAUAAAAGAAGAUAUAUAACUGCACAAAUUUGUAAAAAUUGAAAAGAUCUAAACUACAAGAAAUAUAAAAAAAAUGAAUAUCUCAACAAUCAAAACUGAUACUAGUAACUGAGUGGUUUAGGUUUGAACUUUGGAUAAUGUAGUUUUAUUGUAUUAACAUGUAGACAUGCAUGUCAGAUUUUACCAUGGUUGACUUGUUUUCUAUGAUUUCUGUAUUAUUUAUUUAAAGUUCUAUUUGAUUUAGUCUUCUAUUCACCUGUUCCUUUUUGUAAAUUAGAUAUAGACUUGUCCUCUUCUUUUGCUUUAUCUUCAGCUUAGAGGCAUGCUUGUAUGGAAAUUAUGGUUUAAUUUUUAUUUUUGCAAUAAACAAUAUGUUAUGUUUAAUAUUCAUGUUUGAAUAUAUGUGAUAAGGCUGUCCAUUCAUGAUUAACAUGUAGGGUGAAAGAAGGGUAUAAUGGGUUGAGAGUAUGAAAUGUUAAUGUUGUUAUAAAGUAAAAACAUAAUACAUCAGGAAACAUCAAGUGAGAGAGUAUGAGAAAGAAGGUGAAGGGGAGGGGGGAAUUGAUGCAGAGAAAAUGAGAUGGUAGGGGAAUUGAUGUGGGGAAUGUGAGUUCAGAGCUAAUAGGAGACAGUUGAAAUAAGGUUGUGAGAAGUUGGGAGAAAACGAUUUCUGUGCAGAGCUACAGACACGAAAUCAAAAGAUUUUAUUAUAAAAAAUUGAAAAUUUUCAAUUUUAAAUAUAAUAUAAAUUUAAUUUAAAUAUUACCAAAUAAUAAUUGAUAAACAUUGAGACUUCUCGUAAUUUUGGUGGUAGUCAUUUGUAACUGUGGUUUUAUCUAAACACAAAAUGUUUACACUAUCACUCCUGUAGAUGAUUUCUUUAAAGUUUUUGGAAAUUAUUUGUCAACAUCCUUGUUUUGUACGGUUACAUCUAUGUACAAAAAUAAAAUAAAAUGUUAAACCUA
Ruditapes philippinarum (Manila clam) is the source of this 5320-nucleotide messenger RNA. RefSeq names its product 5-aminolevulinate synthase, erythroid-specific, mitochondrial-like. Gene Ontology annotation, biological process: erythrocyte development; heme biosynthetic process; hemoglobin biosynthetic process. The transcript has 12 exons. Gene Ontology annotation, cellular component: mitochondrial matrix; mitochondrion. The record is from RefSeq and is a predicted model, not a curated record. Gene Ontology annotation, molecular function: 5-aminolevulinate synthase activity; pyridoxal phosphate binding. Bases 161 to 1999 code for a protein of 612 amino acids. NCBI's taxonomy places the organism in Eukaryota, Metazoa, Mollusca, Bivalvia, Venerida, Veneridae.